Molecule: messenger RNA, 3290 nt
Organism: Dermacentor silvarum
Lineage: Eukaryota; Metazoa; Arthropoda; Arachnida; Ixodida; Ixodidae
Exons: 5
Coding region: 755-2986 (743 amino acids)
Biological process (GO): protein processing
Cellular component (GO): plasma membrane
Molecular function (GO): metalloendopeptidase activity
Source: RefSeq, a predicted model, not a curated record
UUCAAUGUUACUAAGAUAAGCAUUUCCCGAGAACCAUCACGUACCCGAAACCUGGUCUCCAGUACAAGAGUAUCCCGGGAUCGUGCUAGCACGGCGAUCUUCGAGGCAUCAUCACGCUGAGGAACACAAGGCACCGAUGUAGACACAUUGAAUUCGGGGUUUCACGUGCCAAAACCAUGAUAUGACUAUAAAGCAGGCUGGGGAUCUUCAACGUGCACCUAUAGAUGCAAGGUAUGCAGCCGCUCCGGCGUAGAAAUGCGGCCGCAGCGGUCGGGAAUCGAAACCGUGACCUCGUGCUUAGUCACCGCAGCGGGUAGCGAUGUAGUCGAGAUAUGGUGUCACCGAUGAGCGAGCGCGAAAUGUAAUCAAACUUCUUUACCGCCGCGAUCAGAUAGAGGGGCUUUAGAUCAGACAGCUCAACAGCAAGCACAGCAAGGUCGAGCACAAAGCAAAUUGCGUUCACCGCGUGACGCAUUUUGACCAAUCAAGAGUAGCGGCGCACAGCAUCCACGAGCCGGUGGGUGGCCGGGCCACUGACUGGGCGCAAGUGAAUGUGCGCAACGAGACCGCAGCAGCAGUGACCAUGCGACGGCGCCUGGCAACGCGCUUAGUUGCCCUCUUUCAGUCGGGGACGCUCCACUGUCGUUUGACUCAAAGCCUAACGAAUGUCAUAUACCUGGCGCAUUUUGGUAUUUUGUGACCACGAAUAGGUGACCAUUUCGACGAGACUGCCUCGUCUUCCUUGGAGGAUUACAUGGCGUCACAAAUCGCCACGUUUCUUGUGGUGUCAUCGGUUAAGCAGACCGGCAAGGACGGCGAGGCUCCUGCCGUGAGACGGAUUUCGACGCCGGCGGAGCGAGGUCCACGCGAUGAGCAACCUGCAGACAGAGAAAUCAAAGUCGAUGACCGCAACGAAGCUCCGGCUGUAACCGGAAGGCUGAUCACCGCCAGGCCCGCCUUCACGCCACGUACCGCCGGAACUGGCCAACAGGGCACCUCCAAGCAGGAGCCCGAAGGGCCCGGCAAGAUGGCGCCACCUGAUACGUUGGUUGUCCAGUCACGGAGUCUGUUGGAAACGUUUCCGGGAAAGACUCCGAACGCUUCACCAGCCAGCGACAGCCAACGAGGACGCACGCUCAAGUGCUCCUCCGUGGUCAGCACGGUGGUCUGCGGCACCGUCGUCUUCGCCGUCGCGUCCAUCGUAGUGGCCGCCGCCCUCGCCACCAAGAUAGCUGUACAGUCGUAUUACUCCGCACUAACGAUGAGGCUGCACCUCGUCGAGGAACUGGCCAACGUUUGCGAGACCCGCGGAUGCCGACAAGCGUUGUCGCUCAUCAACGCGUCAUGCCUAACAUCCGUGGACAUUUGCCGUGACUUCUACGGUUUCGUGUGCGGUCGCUGGGAUUGGAGAGCGCCGACAGGCAUUAAGCCUUUGUCCUACGCCAAGAUACUCGGUUUGAACUACAGCUCCUUGGUGGACGAAGCCCUUGCCCGCACUCUAUCUUCACCACAGGCUAAAGACACCGACGGCUAUAACAUAGCGCUGGUCUACAGUUCCUGCGUCAGCUUCUUAGCCAACACGACCACAAACCUGGACAACAUGUUCAAAGCAGCCAGCGUAAACCCUCGAGCUUUCCUCGAUGUUAACGACUUCUCGCAGCUCUUUUCUCUGACAAUUCAGACCAUUGUUAAGACCAGACUGACGUCGGUCGUGAAAGUGGUCUACUUCACGGCGAACACAACUGUAGGCGUCCUGACAGGAACCUCCAUGCGCUCGUCAUCUUUCAUACCGGAAAUUCAAGAAGCCUUGCUCGAGCAACUAGCCUCGUCACUCGAGGACAGAAGCGUCUUCAAGAUGGUUGACGCAAUAGAGAAGCUAGACGAACUGAUUCGAAACAUCACCGAGCCUCAUUUAAAGAAGACCGCGCUCAACGAAGCCUUGACGGCCAGAGCAGAUUUUCCAGCUCGUGGCGUAUACUGGAAGGACAUCUUGAAAGAACAAGUUUUGGCUCGGCCUCUUGUGUCUAAGCGCCUUCCCGUUGCACGUACGAACAGUGAACGCGCAAUUCAAAGCAUAGUUCAGAAGCUAGCUUCAGCUCCCUUAGAGGUCGCCAAGGUCUACUUGAUCCUGGUUCCUUUCGCGAGAUACCUCAGUUUCGAGCUCAAGGUUGCAUCUCGACGAAACUUCUUGCUAGAUUCCAUGAAGGCCAACACGUGUGUUCGCUACCUCUACGCAAUGUUUGGAAUGAGGGCACACGCUGUCCUAAUGGAAGUAAUGGGCACUAGUAAGGCCGCAGUCCGGAGUAGUCAAAUGUGGCAGAAUUUAAAACAAAAAUCUCAAGUUCUUGUCGAAGUUGGCACCGGCUUUACGCUCAUGAAAGAUGCCCUACUGAAUGCAACGCUCAAAUCUCAUAAAGACAAGCCGGACGUCAGCGGCGUGCUGCGAGUGCUGUACGGUAAUGAUUUCAUGGCCAACCUCAUAGUGCUGGCGAGGCACGCGGAGAAGCAGACGGAGCUGGAUCCCUCUCUGUUGCCUAUGGAGAGCGAAGCUGAAGUGGCAACAGAACACCUUGUGCCGGAUUUUUACUACGACGAUGCCACAGAAGCCAGCGUCAACUAUGGGACUCUUGGCGGCUACAUGGCCCGGAUGCUUUUCGCUGCCGGCUUUCCCAAAAUAAAUCCCCGCGCGUACGUCGACUGCGUGGACAAGUAUACAGCGCACCACGGCAUACCGUUCGACAAGACAGACUGGCAGCGCUACGCCAAGAUGCAGUGGUCCAUGAAUGUAGCCUUCGAAUCACUACCGAGGGAAUUGACAGCUCGUUCCCCCGUUCUGCAAGAGCAGUUCUUCUUCCUUCGCUACGCCAUAUUUCUCUGCGGCGAAGACGCGCCAGUGAAAAAGAGUUUUCAGUAUGCCGUGAAAACUUCUCGUAGCUUUGCGACAGCUUUCAACUGCUACGAGCCGCCUAAGAACCCUUGCGUCUAAGCUGUGGCAUUGCCUUACUUUAGUCGACGAUUACGUUAUAAAUAAUAUCAGCACUGCCUGUCAUUUGUACGGUUAUCCUGACAUUUUAAGCGUUGCACUCCUUAAUUGUCGCAUGUUUGCUGCCACCUCCAUUAUCAGCUUAGAGGCACCGUCUCUGGAGUAUGUUCGAAUGAGGGUGUAUUAUGCCUUAUUUUAAUUAUACUUGUUUGUUUACAUCACUACUGCUCCUUUUAUGUGGAUAUAUGUUUAACGCCGGAAGGUAACACAAUUCAUAACGGAAUAUUCCGGGUGGCGUCCUCAAUAU